Messenger RNA from Kalmanozyma brasiliensis GHG001, 432 nucleotides. RefSeq names its product Ribosomal protein S12/S23. The transcript has 3 exons. The coding region runs from base 1 to 432 and encodes 143 amino acids. Gene Ontology annotation, biological process: translation. Gene Ontology annotation, cellular component: ribosome; cytosolic small ribosomal subunit. NCBI's taxonomy places the organism in Eukaryota, Fungi, Basidiomycota, Ustilaginomycetes, Ustilaginales. The record is from RefSeq and is a predicted model, not a curated record. Gene Ontology annotation, molecular function: structural constituent of ribosome.
AUGGCUAAGCCCCGUGGUCUCAACACAGCCCGUAAGCAGGUCUCGACCCGCCGAGACAACCGAUGGGCCGACGCUCAGUACAAGAAGCGUGCCCUCGGCAACUUCUACAAGACCUCGCCCACCGGUGGUUCGUCCCAGGCCAAGGGCAUCGUUCUCGAGAAGAUCGGUGUCGAGGCCAAGCAGCCUAACUCGGCUAUCCGAAAGUGUGUCCGUGUCCAGCUCAUCAAGAACGGCAAGAAGGUCGCUGCCUUCGUCCCCAACGACGGUUGUCUCAACUUUGUCGACGAGAACGACGAGGUGCUCAUCUCUGGUUUCGGUCGUGCCGGUAAGGCCAAGGGUGAUAUUCCCGGUGUUCGUUUCAAGGUCGUCAAGGUCUCCGGUGUCGGUCUCCUCGCGCUGUUCAAGGCCAAGAAGGAGAAGCCCCGUUCUUAA